This is a messenger RNA of Caenorhabditis bovis, 2673 nucleotides long. The record is from the annotation of a GenBank genome assembly. Lineage: Eukaryota; Metazoa; Nematoda; Chromadorea; Rhabditida; Rhabditidae.
AUGCCUGAAAUCUGCGAGAUUUUGACGAGCGCCGAAUUGAGAUUCUUCAAAUACGAGCAGGGCAAUAAUAAGGACAAACGUGUACGAUUGCGCGUCGAUCCGAAUGCCCAUAUACUAUUUUGGAGAUUUAAAGAUGUCAUCACUUUCAAGCAGAAAGAGAUUGAUCGCGAAAAAAAUUUCAUUUUUUUGGAUCGAAUUUACGAUGUUCGAGUCGGAAAACCGACAAACAUUAUACUGAAGACGUCGGAGCCAUAUGAGCAGAAUUUUCUGACAAUCGUCAGCGGCACGAAUAUCACUCAUCUUGAGUUCACGCAUUUCGUCUAUUUGAGCAACGAUUCGACGCUUCUCGCCAAAUUCGCCGCCGAGCUGUUCGCGCUGGCGCGACGCGUCAAGUCCGAAGAGCACGGAUUGCUCUAUCAUUUCCGCAAAAUGUUGGCGCCGAAAAUGUACGCGGCGUUCACGCCGAGAUGCAUCGAGGAAGACGUGAUUCACGUGUUCGAUCGACAGAAGCGCAUGACGACGAAGGAGCAACGCGUCGAGAUUGGCAAACUCCUUUCGGCUGCGCACAAAUCGCGUCAAAUCGUCGACAUCGAUGAUCAGAAGCUUGUCAAAAUCAUUUGUGUGCUCACCGGAUUCGAAGGGUCCCGGUUCGAGUCGAUUUUUCGAAAAAUCAGCGAUGAUUCGUCGGUGUCGCGCGCGUCGUUCGGCAAUUGGAUUCGCAAAAAUCAGCACGAUCAUCGUCUCAACGACGCCCGAUUUCAGGCGACGUCCGAUCGAAAAAUCGACAAAAUUUUCGAGUCCUGGAAUUAUCCGAAAGGCAUUCCGAUCAGCUCGCAAAUGUUCGCCCAUUGGCUGAUGUCGGAUGAAUGCGGUGUGGCGGUGAACUCGAAACGGAUGCGUCUCGACGUCACCACGAUGAACGAGCCGAUCAAUCGCUAUUUCAUCGACUCGUCGCACAACACUUAUUGCUCAGGCAACCAAUUGGUCUACGCGCUCGGGCAUUGCGGCGCCGACGUCGAAAUGUACCGUCAGGCGCUGCUCGCCGGCUGCCGUUGCAUCGAGCUCGACGUGUGGGACAACAAGGACAAAGACGAUGGUCCGGUGAUAACGCACGGUCCGACGGCGGUGAUGGGCAUGAACGAGAUCGCGCUCAUCGACGUGUGCGAGGCGAUCAAAGAGUGCGCGUUCAAAUCGUCGCCCUACCCGGUGAUACUGUCGAUCGAGAACCAUUUGGGCCGUCGCCAACAGCACAAAAUGGUCCAGACAUUCCAGCAGGUGUUCGGCGAGACGCUUCUCGCCUCGCCGCUUCCCGACUAUCCGCUCUACGCCGACGACGUCGCCGGCAUUCGCUAUCCGACUCCCGGCGAGUUGAAGCACAAAAUUCUGAUCAAGGCGAAGAAGAAGUUCGAGCGAGGCGUCGAGGGACGCUCACGCGACGACUCAACCGUCGACAUGAGCCAACUGCAACGCGAGCUGUCCGCCGAUGAGCUGCAGCUCAUCGCCGAGUUGUCCGACGAGCAGCGUCGAGCCCAAUUGUGCUCGGUGAGCGAGGAGACGUCGGUGUCGGAGCUGUCGGCGAUGACCAACUACAUGCAGGCCUACGAGGCGAAUCGCGGCGUCUCGAUCGAGAAGAACUUCGAGUUGGCCGCCGUCGAGCCGACGCAUUGCGUUGUGUCGAUCGACGAGAACGUCGCGGCGAGUUGUUUGAAGAAUGGAAGCGUCGAUCGGCUUCAGGCGUUGACAAAACUGAAAAUGGUUCGAGUCUAUCCGAAGGGCUCCAGAAUCACGUCGACUAAUUAUUGUCCGAUGAUUCACUGGCUAGCCGGCGCUCAAAUGGUCGCGCUCAAUAUUCAGACGAAUUGCCCGAAUAUGCAAUUGAACUUUGCCAUGUUUGAGAGGAAUGGCGGUGUCGGAUACAUCCGAAAACCCGACUAUCUUCGAUUCCGCGACAUUCAGUUGACGCCUUAUUUGGAAAUUCCGUUCACAGUGGCGUACACCGUCGAAGUCGAGGUGAUCGCCGCUUAUUUUUUGUCGACAAUCAAUCACGACAAAUAUCGGCGAAAAUCGAUGGUUUCGGUGAAGUUGUUCGAUGUUCCCGACGAGAUUUCGAGAGACGACGGCUGGGGUCAAAGGUCGUUCGACGAGAUUCGCCGGCGAGCCAAAGACGAGAUUUGUUUCGUCACUAAUUAUUCGCGCCAAGUUCAUUGUUUCGAAAAGGUGAUGCUCAACGAUUUGUCGUUCAUCCAAUUCAAUGUUCAAAAUGAGAACAACCAUCUAAUUGCGCAGAGAGUCCUUCAUAUCGACACAAUGAAUAAUGGCUAUCGCUUCGUGACGCUUCGCUCGUCGUCGAAUCAAUGCUUGGGACCCGCGUGUCUGUUGGUCCGCUUCGACAUCUACAUGCACAGCGAUCGAAAGAGCAUCCAGCACCACAAGCAAAUGUACAAUCCGCACGCGUUCGAGCAGGAGAACGACAAAUGGGAGCGGCGAUUCAGCGAUCCAUUUCAGGAGUUCGACGACGCCGAGACCAACGAUUUCCUGCUAGUCGAGGGCACUCGGCGCGGCUCGUCGAGCAUCGACACCGCGCCGCCAACGACACCAACCAAAUCGGCGCCAAAUUUCGCCAAUCACAUCGUCGACAAAAUCGCGUUUUGGCGAAAAAAGGACAAAAGUUGA